AUGGCGUCGUCAAAUGGACUAUCGACCUCAAAGAGACGACCGGUCAGGAGACGGUUGCCUCCACUGGGACCCGGGCCCAACCUUCGUUUUGUUGUCGCCAACCAUCCUGAUCAGUUCAGAGCUGGAAAGACGAUGCGGCAUGUCCGUUCGCAUGUUAUGUACAAACAUCGAACUGGGAGGAUGACGGUUUCGAAUGAUAGGCCAAGCACUGGCCUGCACAGGAGCGCAUCUGAACGUGCACAAAGCACGCCAAUACCAACUGUUUCUACUUCAGAAGCAACCUCUCACGAUAUCGAUCUUCUCGUACCACCGCAGUUGAGACCGCGCAGUAGUACCUGGACCGGAAUCUCGCUCGACCGCAGGUCCAACACUCCAACUCCUUUCGAGUUGCAGACAACCGUCCAUCGAACCGUGCUUCUGACAGCAGCAGCAUCCGCUCAAAGCGCUCCAUCUGCUUUUGGGGAUGUCUCAGCAUUCCCUUUUCCGGGCACAUACAGUGCGAGCGAAAGCCAGCUCGAUGCUUUGAAACGGCAUUACAUUAACAGCUGCAGCCUCUUUUGCAACGAUCGGCAAUGUCUGGAGCACAUCUGCUCUGAUCCUAUGACGUUCCUCAGUCAUGUCAGCGUAUCUUGCGUUUACCAAGACCUUAUGAACGGCCUUGUACACGAUAGCAACACAACAAUGUCCGCCAAAACUCGUGUCCUUGGUGGAAUGGCAGAUCAGCUCAAGGCAAAUGAUGCUACGAUACUCACCACACUGCACUUGCUGCUCAGUGAGGCUGGCAGCAGCGAGGAGUCGGCCUUUCAGGUACAUUUUCGGGGAUUGAACGGCUUGAUACACAGGAGGGGUGGGCUGAGCCAAGUGCCACCUCCGUUGGCCACCUACGUGACCCUACUUCUGACAACACUGGCCAUGCUCAAAGGACUGAACGGACCAUCCAUAUUGCCCGCAACCAGUAUUACCUCUCACCAUGCAGGAAAUUACUGUCCGUACAUCUCACCAUUGUACUCGCCUCAUGGAGACUUUGCCACGCUCCGAGACAGUUGCUCCGCCCACACACUCAACAUCAUCACCGACAUGUACGGGCUUUCUCACGCUCCGCUCGACCGGAACGACAGCACCGACAUGGAGCAAGCGUCGCCCAACCACGACCAAGGAAGCAACCGCCUCUUCCACAGCCUGUCGACGAAACAUACCCAGCCGUGGGACUGGAUCCACGAAGCCGUCCGCCUGGCAUCACUGAUACACACGCACGCUCUCCUCCACGGAACCACGCUGGCAAACGCCGCAAACACAACACACCACGACGCCACCACCACCCCAGGCGCUGCAACACUGCUGCAUCUCCUCCUCAACGCGCUCGAGCGCACCGACACGACGCACUGCUGGGGCCCCAUGCGCGGCGUCUUCCUGUGGGUGUGUCUCCUCGGCGGCGCAGCAUCAUGGACACCUACCGGCCCCGGCAGCGAGUCGGGCGAGUCGACCCAGCCGGUCUCGGCCCGUGUGGCAUGGGCGAGGAAAUGCUUCUCGCUGUGGGCGAUCCGCGCCGUUGUGAGGAUUGGGUUCGCGCACGCGGACGCGACGAUGGAGGCGCUGGGUGCUGCACUGCGGAUCCAAGACGCGCUGGACGGGAGGGGAGGGCCGCGUUGUAUCGACUACACUGCUGUGUAG
Ascochyta rabiei is the source of this 1671-nucleotide messenger RNA. RefSeq lists its product as uncharacterized. The transcript has 3 exons. The coding region runs from base 1 to 1671 and encodes 556 amino acids. The record is from RefSeq and is a predicted model, not a curated record. Lineage: Eukaryota; Fungi; Ascomycota; Dothideomycetes; Pleosporales; Didymellaceae.